Molecule: messenger RNA, 1549 nt
Organism: Pundamilia nyererei
Lineage: Eukaryota; Metazoa; Chordata; Actinopteri; Cichliformes; Cichlidae
Gene: sdc4
Product: syndecan 4
Exons: 5
Coding region: 268-900 (210 amino acids)
Biological process (GO): cell migration
Cellular component (GO): membrane; cell surface
Source: RefSeq, a predicted model, not a curated record
AGACUCAAGUAAAAAAGACCAGACAAGCCGGUGGCUAUUCAGUAAGCGCAGCAGCAGCGAACGAAAGAAACUUUACGGGAGAAACGUUGACGGUACCGAGAGGCGGACGGCUGUACUGUGUGUUAUUUGCUGGACUAUACUGGAACACAGCGGCGGGACACUGAAGACGCUCAGCUCGCUGUUUUUUUUAAAGCUACAAAUCCCCGUUAAGCUAACGUUUAGGGCGACAUUCCCGCUUGUUUUUGUGAACUACCUGGAAGAACAGCCAUGCUCACCCUGUGCCUCGUGUUGAUGUUAUCCACUGCCUCCGUCUUCUCAGAGUCGCAGGUGAGGGAGACGGAGACAUGGAUGCCCAUGAAGAGCUCGCAGACGGCCGGCGUGUCGACACGUGGCGGUGAUCUGGAGGCGUCUGGAGACGGCCCGAUUGGCUCAGACUUCGGCUUCACAGACGACGACGCUGACAAUUACACGUACGACGAUGAAGACUACAACGACUUCUCUGGAUCUGGUGACGCAGACACGCCCAUAUCACCUGACGAGACGACAACAGUGAAGCUCGACAUUAUUGACAAUAAGAUCCCCGAGCCAGAGCGCCCGGUGCGACCAACCGUCAACGAGAGAGAUAUCGUUGAGAAGAACGAGAUCCCUGUGCUGGGCAACGACGAUCGCAGAGAAGACAACCUGUCCAAUGUCCUCAUGUCCCAUACCGGCAACGAGAGCAUCACGAGCAAGACUGAGUUCCUUGCAGCUCUGACCGCGACCCUCGCCGUCAGCCUGGUGCUCGCCGUCCUCCUCAUCCUCUUCCUCAUCUAUCGCAUGAAGAAAAAGGACGAGGGCAGCUACGAUCUGUCGAAGAAGCCCAUCUACAAGAAGGCCCCCACCACAGAGAUCUACGCAUAGACCCCGACCUCCUCCUGCUCCUCCUCCUUUCACAACCACACACAAUCACACACCUCACUCCCUUAAAAACCCAAUCAGGGCCGGCGUCUGGCCUUGCCAUGCCUCAUCAUCAUACCUCCUCCUCCUCCUCACUUUCCUCCAGCGGAGCGAUGCUGGGUAAAUCAGAAGAGAAGCCCCGACAACACGAUCGACAGACUGGCUCCUCCCUGAUGUGCGCUUUAUUACCGACGCUCUCUGAACCAAUCAGAGGCUUCGCUUUCUCAGAAAAGGAAAAUGAGCGACAGGAGUGGACUGUCUCAGCUGCCAUGACCUCACUUCCUCUCAAACAGGACAAGACUCCUCCCUUCUUUCCUUUAAAAACACUAAAACGGUACUUUUAUCGGUCCAGUUAUUUAUUCUCUCCUCUGAACCUGCAACUUCUAAAGACUAACGAGGUUUUCAUGAGAUUUUUUUUUUUUAAUGCCAUAAUGAGAAAAACAAAGUUGGUUUUAAUCUGAAAGUUGUGCAGCGGUUUCAUGCUCCGUUAGAAGUGACCCUGUAUAGAAGUGUUGUUUCUGCACUGUAAAACGAUCACUUCCUGUUCUGUAAACCUUCAGAUGCAGCAGAGUUCAUUAAAAUGACCUUAAAAGGCUUUUUAUUUCCCUUCAAA